AGAAACACCACCACCACCAGAGACAGUGAGUGCUUGCUUUGCUUCUUGCUGCAAGGGCGCUGUUGUGUCACAAGGUGCUGCUUUGUCUCAUCCAGGUCCAUCUCGUGCCAUCAACACGACAGCAUCAAGGCAACAGCGACACGACAGCAACCCCCGUCGACUCUUCAACUGUUCCACUCCACUGCUCGCCGCUAAACGCCAGAGGCAACACUGCACGACUGAAACAACACUUCCUGUCCUCCAAACCCAAACAAACACCAUGGACACAACCACGGCACCGGCGUCUCUGCCACCGCCAUCCUCGGCGAUCCACGUCGACGAGUAUGGAGACUUGUACGUGAAAAGUAAACGCGGCUCGAAAUGCAAGCUACGCUCCAUGUCUCCGCGACAGCGUGCUGCGCUGUUGAAGCAGCACCUUCCACCAGCACGAACCCUGAGCUUGAGCAGCGCCAAAACAAGUGGACGAGAUGUCGUCAUCAGCGUGCGACGUUUUGAGUACGGACCGGGUGCAGGCUCGUACAUCAAUUGCAUCAAGCUCGUCAACAUUGACAAGGAGGGCUGGCAUCAGGACCACACGCGCGUCGAGCAGGAGCUCCAUCACGCAAAACGAAAGGCGUCCCAGUCCCCUGCCACGUCAUCCCUCAUCACAACGAAAGCUGCCAAAAAGGCAACCAAGGAGCUAGGCGGUGGCCAGGCUGCGCUCCACGGUGUGCUGACUGCGUUUCUGGCAGCUGAUGUGUCUCUCGACGCCGUAUGGGACAACGGUGCCGAAAUUGCGCAGGACACAACCAGGACCCUUGUGCAAAGCAUCUUGGAGGCGCAGGAGGCAGGCCGUGGCGCUGCCGUGUUUGCAGCCCUUGAAGUAGUCACCGUCUUCAACAGAGACGACUGCCACGCAAUCAUUGAGGUGGACACGACGAUAUCGGCGUCACUGGCGGGGAUGAUCAAGCUGCCCAUCACCAUACAUGCCAUUGUACCCCGCAAGGGUGCGAGCAGCCGAGUGCCUCGGCUGCCUGGCAAGAGGGCUAGAGCCACUGCCCGCCGUCGUGGCGUUGGAAUCAGCACCGAGGACGACCUGACACAUGUCAAUGCAGCUGUCCUGUUUGCAGACGCACAGGCAGCGCGUCGCACGUCGUUCACGAGUUUCCAUGACGCUGACGGUCGCUUCUCCGUGGGCAAAGCGCUGUCCGCAGGUGCUGGUGCUGGGAGAAAGAAGGUUACAACGCAGCGAAAACGGCAGGGCAAGAUCGCCGAGCGCAAGCAGAAGAGGGCCGGCUCUGCUCGGAAAGAGCAAGGGCAACAGCAAGCGACGAAAAGGGCAAAGACAUUUGCGCUUAGUGACGGGGCACGUCGCAGCCUCGGCGUCCUUGGCACUGCCAUUGGCAGCGAGCUUGUGCAGGCGAUUGACGCCGCCACGUCGAAGAAGACAAAAGAUGAGCUGAAGGAGGACCACGCCAUGCGGCUGGGGGCCUGGGACAAGGCGCAGCAGCUUGUGCUUCGUGCAACAGAGGCGUUUGGUAACGGUACCGCCGUUGAGAACAUGUCCAAGGAUGGGCUGUCACCCAUGGGUGUGCUCAUGGCUGCCGGCGUGGCAUGCGCAGGUGAAGUUGUGCGAUGGCACUUGGAUGACUGGCAGAAGAAGGACAAGGAGCAGGGCGAGAACAAAGGCAAGAAGAAGGGGCAGCAAAGGAAGGGGGAGAGCGAGAAGGCGGAUGAACAGCAGCAAGGGCAUGGAACGGAGCACAAAGGUCAGAAACAGCAACGCUGGCAGUUGGAUGAGACAGAGCCAAACACCGGGUUACGACGUCGACGUACUCGCGUGCGCCACCAACCAGAACCGCAAGACAGCAAGGACACCCCACUGAAGCAACUCAGAGGCUCGUCACGUACUGCAUCGAACUCACGCAGCAGCGUGCGCACUACAGAAAGGCGCACACACGAUGGAGCCACCGAAAGCGCUGGGAGCCAUGCGAAGGGUGCCAAGCGAAGCCGAGUAAAGACCGUCGAUGACGACAAGGAGGAGGCAAGUGGGCACAGCAUGCAGGGUGCUACUGACAGCUUGAAGCGUGCUGAUCACCAGGAUGAUGAUGAUGAUGAUGAUGACGAUGAUGAUGAUGAUGAUGAUGAUGGUGAUGAUGAUGGUGAUGAUGAUGAUGAUGAUGAUGAUGAUGAUGAUGAUGAUGAUGAUGAUGAUGAUGAUGAUGAUGAUGGUGGUGGUGGUGGUGGUGGUGGUGGUGGUGGUGGUGGUGGUGGUGGUGGUGGUGGUGGUGGUGGUGGUGGUGUGGUUGAUGGUCAGGAUGGUCCAGACUCGGGUACUGGCGACGUUGGGUCGGACAGCGGGGAAAAGGAGGGGCAGGGUAGCCCAACAACAGCCACGCGGUACCGGAUCGCAAAGAGUUGCAGCAGCAUCGUGAAUACAACAGCAGCGGCUGCCGCGACAGUUUGCGGAGCGGUCCACACUCACACGGCUGCCAGCGCAGCCAUCCUGGCUGCAGUAGCUGUUCGUGAGCUCACGGUCAAAGGCCCAAACGACAAACGCACAAGGGUGCAGCGUGUGGCCGAUACGGGCCUCAAAGCCGCGCAUACAGGCAGCAUCACCAUUCCACGCGUGUUGGGUGCUGCGCUUGAAGCAUCCGGCUUCGCGCGUGCAGCGGCGGCAGUGGCAAACGUGCCUGGGCUUGGUGUGGCGUGUGCUGCAAACGCGCUCAUCGAGUGCAACAACACGCUGCGCGCGUACAAGGAUGAGGCCGACACGAGCGUGCGCACCAAGGAGCAGGUGGCCUUGGGUGCGAGCAAGGCUAUCGCCACGUCUGGCACAACCUUCAUGGCACAUGUCGGCACAAAUGCAGCGAUGCAGGCCAGCAUGGCCAUGACAACAGGGGCGGCUGCAGCCAUGAGCGUUGCUGGCGCCGUUGUACCAUUUGUGCUGACGCCAAUCGCCGCCUACUGCGCAGGGCGGAUUGUGCGCUGGGCGUGGGGCUCGGUGUUUGGCGAUCCGAGCAAGCGCGCCGACCAAAAGGAGUUGAAGGCGCUGAGCGCCAAAUAUCAGCUCACUGGCCACGCUGAUGCCGAGGCGUUCCGGCGCCAGUACAAAGCCCACGCACUGAAGGAGCACCCAGACAAGGGUGGGUCAGAUCAGGCGUUCCAGACGUUGAGUGCUGACUUUGAGCGCAUCCACGAACUGCGAGAGCGGCUUGGUAUCCACAAGAACGCGCGACAGACGUGGCGGGAGUUUGUCCACUCACACCUGCAGUUCUCAAAGGCAUCCAUGCUGUCCUGUUUUGGAUAUCGUCAUGGCAGUGGUGCUGAGGAGCAAGCAGCAAAGGCUCAGGAAGGAGGGGCCAACGCCGAACCCACCGCGCUGACUGUUGGCUGAAGCGUUUUCAAUGUGGUCGUGUGUUGAAUGCGGGUGAUUGAGAAGCUCCAAAACCACUGCUGUUCUUUUCUCUUUUUGUUCUGCUGAUGUUGUUGGCAACCGUGUUUCUGAACGCUCUUCACCCUUGCACCACCAACACCCAAUUUUCGUCGCACCAGUUCACACGAUCCUACGCUGUUGUUCUCCUCACUCAUGUUUGGUAUGCUGUUGUGUUACAUAACUGCUCGUCGAAGACCAUAUGACAUUCCUCUGUUGAGAUGUUUCGUUCCUUCCCGUGUUGUGUCCACUCGAAAGUGCAAAAGUGGCACUGCGUUGCUGGAGCGCUUGCUCGUAUCCAUUGAUGCGAAGAAUGAAGCACCCGG
This is a messenger RNA of Salpingoeca rosetta, 3738 nucleotides long. RefSeq lists its product as uncharacterized. The coding region runs from base 260 to 3376 and encodes 1038 amino acids. The transcript has 3 exons. Lineage: Eukaryota; Choanoflagellata; Craspedida; Salpingoecidae. The record is from RefSeq and is a predicted model, not a curated record.